AUGACUAACCUAAUAGGGGAGUUAGUUCAGGCAUCAGAGAAGUCUCUGGCGGUGAUGGGGGCCGCUUGCCGGCAUUUGUGGCUGACUCAAGCCAAGGUUGUAGAGACCGAGAAGAGGUUGCUGUGGAACUGGAGGAAUGGAUUCACAGUGAAUAAUGGAGGUCUCCGGAGCUACACAGAUGCUGCAGAUCAGCACUUCUUGGAGUCAAUAAAGAGAGGGCAAAUACAUUGGAGCAGUCGCUGGAACUGGACAAAGCAUUCACAGAUGAGGAUGGAGGUAAAGGUAGAGGACAGUAAGGAUGAAGUGUACAUGCCAACAUGAAGGGAGUUUAAUCCUUUGACAGGUUGAGGCUACAAACUGGGAAGGAGAGGACAUGGUUCAUGGUUCUUUAAGAUAUGUGGUGCAAUAGGCAGGCCCAUCGAGAGGACGGGGACAUUUCCUUGGGGGCCAAACGCCCCCAAGGGGGCCCUGGAUGCUGCUCCCGUAGUAAUAACUGAACCCCAGGGAGGUGAAGGGAUUGAAGAAGCUUUGUGCCCAGCUGUCAAGCUCAGUAACUCACAGCCCAUCGCAUGCAUUCAGAUCUGGCUUGUAGAUGGAAGGAGACUGGUGCAGAAAUGUAAUCUCUCUCACAGAUGGGGAUCCACACCCAGCACACCUUUCAUCCUCAAUGCCCGCCCCUUUCGAGAACUGAAGGAGGAGAAACUCAGCCUACAGGAGGGCAGCCUGCAGAACACAGAUAUUGUGCAGAGACCUGUGAAAACGGACCCACUGUGUUCCUAUGAAUGA
Polyodon spathula (Mississippi paddlefish) is the source of this 786-nucleotide messenger RNA. RefSeq names its product UBX domain protein 2A (gene ubxn2a). The record is from RefSeq and is a predicted model, not a curated record. Gene Ontology annotation, molecular function: ubiquitin binding. NCBI's taxonomy places the organism in Eukaryota, Metazoa, Chordata, Actinopteri, Acipenseriformes, Polyodontidae. Gene Ontology annotation, biological process: nuclear membrane reassembly; Golgi organization; proteasome-mediated ubiquitin-dependent protein catabolic process. Gene Ontology annotation, cellular component: cytosol; nucleus.